UAGCUGCAUUUGUAGGCAAAAAAUUUUGAGCAUAUAAAUAUACCAACCAAGCACACUUUUUAUUCAUUAGAAUUGCCUAAAGUUGAAUCCACACCGCCCACACACCAAACUCCUCCUCAUCUCUUCUAGCUCUCUUUCAAUGGAGUGGACUAGGGGUCCAAUUAUUGGUCGUGGCUCUUCUGCCACCGUCUCCCUCGCUACCAAUUCCUCAGGGGAGCUCUUUGCUGUUAAAUCCACUGAGCUAUCUUGUUCUAACAUAUUACAAAGAGAGUACUCUCUAAUUUCUCAGCUCAAUUCGCCAUUUUUAGUCAAUUGCUUUGGCUUUGACAUUACUAGCGAACAAAAUAAGACCACUUACAACAUGUUCAUGGAAUAUAUACCAGGUGGCACUCUUUCUGAUUUGAUCAAGAAACAAGGAGGUUCCUUGAACGAGUCCGUGAUUAAAUCUUACGCUCAACAAAUUCUACAGGGAUUGGAUUAUCUUCACUCAAUUGGGGUUGUACAUUGUGACAUAAAGGGCCAAAACAUUUUAAUUGGUCAAGAUGGUAUCAAGAUUGCAGAUUUGGGAUGUGGGAAAUUUGUACGAGAUGAAAAUUCUGCGAAUUCUGGAAUUUCUGGCACACCGGCUUUUAUGUCACCUGAAGUUGCUCGAGGCGAAGAACAAAGAUUUACAGCUGAUAUUUGGGCUUUUGGGUGUACUAUUAUUGAAAUGGCUACAGGGUCACCUCCUUGGACUGAUAUGAAGGAUCCUGUUUCUGCUCUGUAUAGAAUUGGUUAUUCAGGGGAUGUGCCUCAGUUCCCAAAUAGUUUAUCCAACGAUGCUAGAGAAUUUUUAGCAAAGUGUUUGAUAAAAGACCCCAAAGAGCGAUGGACAGCUAAACAACUUCUUCAACACCCAUUUUUGCAAUCUUUAGAGUCUAAUUCUUGGAAAGUUGAAAACUUGAAGAGGGAUUCUCCCACUAGUGUCUUGGAUCAAGGCUUUUGGAAUUCGUUUGAGGUGAUGGAAUCUUCUUCAUUAGAGUCAAGCAUCACCGUUGAUUCCCCUGCAGAUAGGAUCACACGGCUCAUUGGUGAUGAGGGAAUAUCAUGUACUUUGAAACCUGAUUGGGUUGAGGAAGAAGGUUGGGUGACAGUUAGAUGCAGUGAUACAGAAGAAAGUUCGAUAAUUUCAGAGCAAAAUUGCGAGUUGAUCCCAGAUUUUGAAGAAUUGGUGGAUAUGGAAACAUCUGUGCCUACAAAUUUUUCUGAUCAUGAGUUUGUGGCCUCAUUGGACUUUGAGUUGUUCACUUUGAUUGAUUGCAUUAACGAUGAGAUAAUUAGCAUUUUUUAUACUGGUAGUAAUACGAUUAAUUUGAUGAUAUCUCCUGAGAGUGUAGGAGACGUUUUUGUAUCUGAGUUUAAUGAUUCUGAAAUAAAAAAGAUGAAAUUUUAUUGUCCAAUUGAAAUUCUUUUGCUGUUCAAUUUCUCCUAUGAACUGGAAUUUCAUUUUCUCCCUCUCAAUGGUUGGAUGUUCUAUUUUUACCUAUUAUCUGGUUUCCGUUGUUGUUAUAGAUCUUUUGUCUUUGAACCGAGGGUGUCCCGAAAACAACAUUUCUGCACUUCGAAGUAG
This is a messenger RNA of Nicotiana tabacum (common tobacco), 1609 nucleotides long. RefSeq names its product mitogen-activated protein kinase kinase kinase 18-like. The record is from RefSeq and is a predicted model, not a curated record. Gene Ontology annotation, molecular function: protein kinase activity; ATP binding. Gene Ontology annotation, biological process: protein phosphorylation; signal transduction. Lineage: Eukaryota; Viridiplantae; Streptophyta; Magnoliopsida; Solanales; Solanaceae.